Molecule: messenger RNA, 657 nt
Organism: Nipponia nippon (crested ibis)
Lineage: Eukaryota; Metazoa; Chordata; Aves; Pelecaniformes; Threskiornithidae
Source: RefSeq, a predicted model, not a curated record
CACUCCAAGCUGGAGAAGGCGGACAUCCUGGAGAUGACCGUCAAGCACCUGCGGAACCUGCAGCGGGCGCAGAUGACCGCUGCGCUCAGCGCCGACCCCACCGUCCUCGGCAAGUACCGGGCUGGAUUCAACGAGUGCAUGAACGAGGUGACGCGGUUCCUGUCCACCUGCGAAGGGGUGAACACCGACGUGCGUACCCGGCUCCUCAGUCACCUCUCGGCUUGCCUGGGCCAGAUCGUGGCCAUGAACUACCCGCCGCCGCCGGCCGGCCAGCCCGCACAUCUGGCGCAGCAGCCUCUGCACGUCCAGCUGCCCCCCGCAGUGGCCGGCGCUGUGCCCGUGCCCUGCAAACUGAACCCCGCCGAAGCCCUGUCCCCCAAGGUCUAUGGGGGCUUCCAGCUCGUCCCUGCUACCGACGGCCAGUUUGCUUUUCUCAUCCCGAACCCGGCCUUUCCUCCCAGCUCCGGACCCGUUAUUCCUCUGUACGCCAACGCCAACGUCCCGGUGUCCAGCGGUUCGGGGAAGGGGAACGCGGCCGCCACCCCGUCAGCAUCCCCGGUGCAGGGGUUGACAUCAUUUGGGGGCAGCAUCGUUCCAGCGUCCCAGGCGGGGAGUCCCAUCGGAGAGCGCAGUGAAUCGGUCUGGAGGCCUUGGUGA